Lycium barbarum (goji berry) is the source of this 2274-nucleotide messenger RNA. RefSeq lists its product as uncharacterized. Gene Ontology annotation, molecular function: zinc ion binding; nucleic acid binding. The transcript has 4 exons. The record is from RefSeq and is a predicted model, not a curated record. NCBI's taxonomy places the organism in Eukaryota, Viridiplantae, Streptophyta, Magnoliopsida, Solanales, Solanaceae. Bases 1 to 2274 code for a protein of 757 amino acids.
AUGGCCACCGUAACCGCUUUGAUCCGACAUUCUGGUUUUUGGAAAGAUCAAAAUUGUUACGUUAACUACAAAAUAGAUGCAGUUGUAUUCUGUGAUUAUUGCAAAUACGAUGAACUGGUUGCUACGAUUUCAACUCAACUUGGUCUGGAUAGUUGCAGAAACAAAAUCUCAAUAAAAUAUGUUGUUGAGGGAGAUACUCAACCAAUGGAAAUACACAACGAUAUGGGAGUUAGGGUGUAUGUUGAACUUAAGAGGGAAAAAAGUGUUUUGGGGAUGUAUCCAUUGUGUGUCAGUAUUACAGAUAAUGAUGUUGAGGAGAUUGCAACUGGUGAGUGUGUUUUUGGAGACGAUGUGCUUCAACUUGGAUACGAUGAUAAUUUGGAGUUUAUGGAUGCGUAUGAUUCGAAUGAAUUAGAUCUGUCUAAUUGUGGAAAGGCUGUUGUGUUCUUAGAUGAGGACAACAAAUUGAUUAUUUCCAACACAGAACAGAAGGACAUUUUUGUAGAUCAAAUUUACAAGGAUAAGGAUACAUUGAAACUGGUAAUGGCGAAUUAUGCUAUCCGAGAACGAUUUAACUACAAAACUGAGAGAUCAAAUGCUAUAAGCUAUACAGUCGUAUGUAUGUCGCCUGAAUGUGAAUGGAAAUUACGAGCGUCAAGUGUUGGAAAAUCUGAACUGUUCAGAGUUAGGUAUUUCCAUGACCAACAUACAUGCCCUUUGAAGGACAAGGUAUAUUCACAGAGACAAGCAACAAGUUGGUUUAUUGGGGAAUCGGUUGUUAAGCCGAAAAUAGCGAACCACAAGAGGAAAGUUAGCCCUGGGGAUAUAAUGGACGACGUAAAAAAUGAAUUCGGCGUAUAUGUUUCUUACAUGCUGGCCUGGAGAGCAAGAGAAAAAGCUAUGAAUGAUUUGAGGGGGGAUCCUGCUGCUUCAUACAAUAAAUUGCCGGCAUAUGUGUAUAUCCUAGAAAAAACAUAUCCUGGAUCAUAUGUUAAAAUGCAUAAAUCAUGUGAAAAUGAGUUCCUGUAUUUCUUUGUUGCACUCAAAGCAUUCAUAAAGGGAUUCGAGUGUUGUAGACCAAUAGUGGUAGUGGAUGGUGCACACCUUAAAAGCACGUAUAAUGGUACAUUUGUAUCCGCAAGUACUUUGGAUGGUGCAGGUAAUAUUCUACCACUGGCAUAUGGUUUGAUAGAUUCGGAAAAUGAUAAGUCCUGGACUUGGUUCUUUGAGCAGUUCAAGCAAACUUAUGGUAUUAGGGAUAACAUGUGUGUCGUAUCCGACAGACACGAAAGCAUAAUCAAAGUUGUGUAUCGGGUGUAUCCUACUGUUCCUCAUUUGGCCUGCAUAUGGCAUUUGUGUAAAAAUGUGACUAAGAAAUACAAGUCGAAUGAUGAAGUAUUGAGUCCUGUGUUUUAUUCACUUGCCAAAGCAUACACACAGGAUGAGUUCGAUAAACUGAUGGAAAAGAUUGAGAAUGUUGAUAUACGAGUAAAGGAAUAUCUGGAUGAUGCUGGAAGGGAGACAUGGUCUAGGCUAUAUUCACCUGUUAACAGAGGUUGGACGAUGACUUCGAAUAUAGCGGAAUGUAUUAAUGGAAAACUAGUAGCGGCAAGAGAGUUGCCUGUAUUUGAUUUCCUUGAAGAAGUUAGGAGGAUGUUUGGGAGAUGGAAUUACACAAAUAGGAAAAAUGGUACAUACACAUUCUCCACACUUUCGAGACAAUACCAAGAAAUGCUCUCAAUGAACGAGUAUAAAUCAUUACGCAUGAGGGUUGAAGCAUCAACUGAAUAUGUUUAUAUGGUUAAUGAUGGACCGCGACGUUUCAUAAUUGAUUUGAAGAGGAAAACUUGCAGUUGCAGGAUGUUUCAAAUGGACGAAAUACCAUGUUCACAUGUCUGGGCUGUAUUAAAGAGUAAAAAUCUAACGGCUGAUGCAUAUUGUUCAGAAUUAUUCAAGCCAAAUACAGUGGUGAAUACGUAUGAUGUGCCGAUUGAUCCACUUCCCGACGAGAGCGAGUGGAAUGUUCCAACACACAUAUUGGAUGAGGUUGUUCUGCCACCGAGAUACAAGCGACCUCCUGGUAGGCCAAAAAAGAAAAGGGAUAAGCCAUUAAUGAAGCUGAUGAUUGGUAAACGUAGGAAUGCUUGUAGUACAUGUGGACGCCUUGGUCAUAACAGGCGUUCGUGUGGCAAUGAGCCACUUAAGAAGAAGAAAAAAAAAUGUCUAGUGUUAAUUUGUAUUUUAUUUCUAGUACAUUUGUCCGAUGAUGUUUAA